AAAAAAAAAAAAAAAAAAAAGGAGCAGGAGAGGGGAGAGCUAGAGGGCUGUGCAGAGCGAGUAGCUCGCAUUUCUGGGAUGUUUAAACUGGAGCAGCCUUUCUAUUGUGUGUAAUUUGUCUGUCUGGCAAGCAAAUAGCACAGGAAAGAGUUAAAGCAGCAUGCUCAUUCCUCUCAACCCGCGGGCCGGCCCUUGUUAGUUGAUUGCACCGUUACCUAGAGGAAACAAAGUUGCAACUUCCAAGCGACCACUGAGUGCGAUUUCCAAGUUCUGUGUGAUGCCUGCAGCGUCCCUAGUGCCUGCAUCUGUGCUCAUGUAAGCCCGAGCCGCUGCAGCCUUAUGACAAGGGACUAUGGGAAACGGUAUGUGCUCUAGGAAACACAAGAGGAUUUUCCAGGCUCUCGCCUGCCUGGCCGUGGCCAUAGGAUUUGUCUAUGGAGCGAUGUUGAACUAUCACCUGCAGAAUGGACUGAAAAGGGCAGAGACUGUGGCACUCAAGUACCAGCAGCAUCACGAGUCGCUCUCGGCGCAGCUGCAAGUGGUGUAUGAGCACAGGUCACGACUAGAAAAAUCAUUACAGAAGGAAAGACUGGAACACAAAAAAGCUAAAGAAGAUUUCCUUGUUUAUAAAUUAGAAGCACAAGAAACAUUAAAUAAAGGAAGGCAAGAUUCCAAUAACAGAUAUAAUGCUAUGAGUGUACAACAUGAAAUGUUAAAGAGUCAACAUGAAGAGUUACGGAAACAGCACAGUGAGCUGCAAGAAGAACAUCAGAAACUGGGGGAAGACCUCACAAAGACAUACAGCAAUCACAAAGAGAGGUAUUUACUUCUGCAGCAAGAAAAGGAGCUGGAACACUCCAAGCUAAAAGAAAGUAUCUACAAUCUUCGUGAAGAGAAUAAACAGCUUAGGAAGGCCCAUCAGGAUGUCCACAUCCAGCUCCAAGAUGUCAAGCAACAGCAUAAGAACUUGCUCUCUGAACAUGAACAAGUUGCAUUGAAUUUGGAAAACCACAAGAGUGCGCUAGCUGCCGCACAGAGCCAGGUAGAAGAGUUUAUGCAGUUAAAAAAAACACUCAAUAAAAUGUCAAGCCUACGCCAACCAGAAAAGACCACUGACCCAACAGAACAAAAUCAUUCACCAAACAUUGUACCCAUUCAGGAACAUGCGACAGAACAAGCGAUUAUGACAAAUGUUCAGACUCGGCAAGUAGUGGAUCAUAUCAUCAGGUCAAGUGCUGCUACCAAUGAUGAGGCGGUACAGCUGAACAAAGUGAAAACUAAUCUCGACAUGCCAAAAGAAGACACUAGGCCAUGGCAAGAGACAGCGACACCCACUGAGCAUCCUGUUGAAGUAGAAGAAGAACACAAAAAGGAACUGGAGGAAGAAGAAAUGGAACAGGCUGGAAAGCCAGAACGUUUAGUUGAAGAACAAGAUCAAGUACAAGAGGAACAGGAGCAAAGCAAGCCAGAAGAAGAGGACCAUGCAUUGGAAGGAAAUCAGGAGGAGCAAAAGCAAGAGGAGACCAACAAUAUACAAGGAAAUAAACAUACUGAGAGGGAUUCAACACGAAUGCCUCAGAGCAAGAACAGAUCUGCCUAUGAGGAGCAGCUGGAGCAGCAGCAACUAGCAGCACGACAAAUGGAGGAAGCGAGACGCCUCAAAGAGCAACAGGAUCUGAUUCACCAACAGAGGCUCAAAGAGCAUCUUCUCCGCCAGCGGCAACUACAUGAUAAAGACCGUCAACUGCAGAGGCAAAAUAAAUAUAAAGAGGAACAACUUGCUGAGAAGCUAAGGAAGCAGGCAGAGUAUGAGAAUGCUGACCAUGAUAUCGUACAAGGAGAAGAACAACCUAUACAGCAGGAGGAAGCAGCUUAUGAAAGGGAUGAUCACCAAGAUGAGGCAGAAGACAUAGACACUGCUAAUAAUGCGAAUGAGGAGCAAGCCUUGGAUCAAGAAGCUGAAAGUAGAGAGGGGCAAGAGAAGGCUGCUGCAGAAGAUGUGAAUCCAGCCGACGAUCCAAAUAACCAAGGGGAAGAUGAAUUUGAAGAGGCAGAACAAGAUCGAGAGGAGAACCUGCCCGACGAGAAUGAGGCACAGAGGCAACAGCAAGACCAUGCUGAGGUCCAGGAGCAUUUAGCGAUGGCUGGAAACCCUGAUCAGCAAGAAGACAAUAUUGACCAGCAAUACCAAGAAGAAGAGGAAGAGGUCCAAGAAGAUUUAAUGGAAGAAAGAAAAAGGGAACAAAAUGCUGAAGAGAUGUAUGGGGAAAAUGAGGAAAAUGAAAGACAGAUUGGUGCAGAGAGAGAACCUGGUGUACAGCAUGAAGACAACAAAGAAAGAAAUGAAGAGAACUAUGAGGAAGAAGAGGAGGAGGAAGAAGACGGGGUAGCUGGGGUGAAAAAUAAGCGAAGAGCUGAAAUGUAAUGACAGCUAAUACUAUAGAAACAGAUGAGAUGCAAAUGCCAAGUUGGCCUUUAUCUUUUUCCUUUUGUAAUUUUAUAUUAGAAUAUAUUGGACCGUUAUAUAUAAAGAUUGUAUUUUUAUUAAAUCACAGUUAUUUUAAUAAUAUAGGCUUUUGUUGUAAAAAAAAAAAAAUAGUUAUCAAAGCAGACAUAUCAAAAC
Molecule: messenger RNA, 2623 nt
Organism: Xenopus laevis (African clawed frog)
Lineage: Eukaryota; Metazoa; Chordata; Amphibia; Anura; Pipidae
Gene: golim4.S
Product: golgi integral membrane protein 4 S homeolog
Exons: 16
Coding region: 353-2425 (690 amino acids)
Cellular component (GO): membrane; Golgi apparatus; Golgi membrane
Source: RefSeq, a predicted model, not a curated record